Molecule: messenger RNA, 939 nt
Organism: Cervus elaphus (red deer)
Lineage: Eukaryota; Metazoa; Chordata; Mammalia; Artiodactyla; Cervidae
Product: olfactory receptor 4S2-like
Exons: 1
Coding region: 1-939 (312 amino acids)
Biological process (GO): G protein-coupled receptor signaling pathway
Cellular component (GO): membrane
Molecular function (GO): G protein-coupled receptor activity; olfactory receptor activity
Source: RefSeq, a predicted model, not a curated record
AUGGAAGUAGUCAACAAUGUUACCGAGUUUAUAUUUUUAGGACUUUCCCAAGAUCCUGGAACGCAACUGAUACUCUUUGCUCUAUUCCUCCUCUUCUACACGGUGAUCCUGGGGGGAAACCUGCUCAUUUUGCUUAUGGUUUUUUCUGAUCCCCGGCUUCACACACCCAUGUAUUUCUUCCUCAGUAACUUGUCCUUUGUGGACAUCGCCUAUUCCUCAGCCACAGCACCCAAGAUGAUUGCAGACUUUGUUUCUGAGGAAAAGAUUAUUUCCUACUGGGGCUGUGUAACUCAGAUGUUUACCUUCCACUUUUUCGGUUGUGCUGAGAUUUUCGUUUUGACUGUCAUGGCUGUUGACCGUUAUGCUGCCAUCUGCCAACCGCUCCGUUAUACCACCGUCAUGAGCACCACUGCCUGCACCAUGCUGGCAUCACUGUCCUGGCUGGGAGCCCUGGCUCACUCCUUUGUUCAGACCCUCCUGACCUUUCAGUUACCCUUCUGCAGCUCUCAGAUCAUUGACCACUACUUUUGCGAUGUCCACCCAGUUCUAAAACUUGCCUGCGCUGACACAACCCUAGUAAACAUGUUGGUGAUUGCCAACAGUGGUCUCAUCUCCCUGGGGUGUUUCCUCAUUCUUCUGGCCUCCUACACAGUAAUUCUAUUUAGUCUUCGGAAGCAGUCUGCUGAGGGCCGGCGCAAGGCUCUCUCUACCUGUGGGUCUCACUUCACUGUAGUAACUUUCUUCUUUGUCCCUUGUAUCUUCAUUUACCUCCGUCCCUCCACCACUUUCCCACUGGAUAAGGCUGUGUCUGUGUUCUAUACAACCAUCACCCCAAUGCUAAACCCACUCAUCUACACUCUGAGGAAUGAGGAUGUAAAGAAUGCCAUGGAUCGGGUGUGGAAUCACAAAGUCUCCUUGAAGGAAAAGCAGAAGGCAUAG